GGAAGGAAUAUUUGUCUAGUCUCUCAAUUCUCCUUUAGAUAGUAUCAUCAACAGUCGAAUCUGAGAUAGCAUUGAGUAUGUGUCGUGUAAAAAGCUCAGCUCGUAGGAUUUUUCGCUUUUCAAUUUUUCUGCACCUUGCUGACUAAUUAUGAAAAACCAAACCAUUUUCACCUUUGCCAACUAGUCGUAUGAUGCACGACAGUAAUUGAAACAGUUUGAUUGUAGUUCUAUAUCCCCCGUCGGUGAUAGUGAUUAUCAAAGUGAUUAAAAAGGGAAGAUAUAUAUAUGCAAAAGAAGAUUGUCCCUGGUGAUUGAGUAGGGAAUUAACUGGUUACAAUGAGGGUUUCGUGCUUAUGAGCAUGCAUCACACAAUAAGAUAUGAUUUAGUGCAUUCGGUGUGAAUCCAAGCUCUUGGUGAGCUGAACAUAAUGUUCACAUUAUUUUGGAAUAUCGGAAAGCAAAUACCCUACUAUUAAUGCAAAUUCGACAAAAACGUGUUGAAGCGCUCUAUAUCACUAGCGCUAACAUGGCGUUAUACACUUCAAAAGGAUAUAAUUCGGAUAGCAAAUAUGCAUUGACACAGCUGGCUGAUGACAGAAGGAUGAAAAUCAGACACUAAGUGCUCAGUCGUACCCAGCGUCUCCAAGAAAGAAAGGAAAAAUUUUCGUUCAAGCGUACGAGCAUUAUCACUGGUGCCGUCACCGAAAGCAAUCGAACCAGUAUGAAAAGAGUUCUGAUAUUAUGCAGAAAGUUCCAGCGCCAUACAACCUCGGUCAAGAUGAAGUUCACUUCGCUCCGUGCUCCAUUCAUCCGAGCCACCAGCACCUGAUACAGCUCAACUUCGAGCCACCGUUUAUUGUUUCAGGCAAAGAAAGCUUUAUCACCACAAUACAACUGAUGUGUCACUUUUUUCUAUGCCUCGUCGUCAGUUGUGCUACCGUCAGAGUAAAUUUGGUUUACUCCAAUAAAGCGAUGACAACCAACGUCGUAACUCAUCAUACUGACGAAAAGAAACAAUCACAAUGUUUCAAGAGUAUAUUAAUCAAAACUUACCUCCUUCCUCGAAGAAUAGCGCUGCGAAUUUCAUCCAUCUUCACAUUUAUGAAUACCACUCUGAAAUUCUAUUCACCGCGAACCUAUAAAUACCGCUGUACUGUCUUAAAUAAACCUUCUGAAAGCUUCACAAUUGAAUCAAAAACAGAUGAAUUUAAUAUAACCAUCAGACUAAGCGACGAAAUAUCAGAGGAAUCGGAAAAUAAGGUAGCUUUACAAUCAGAAGUUGUAGUACAAGGAAGAAAGAGUUGUAUAGUUCUGAGAAUAUAUUCAAGAACUACCAAAUAUAAUUAUGAUUGUGUGCAGUACGAAGCAUCUUUUGCUACAUACCAUAAUAUUGAACAUAAUGAGCUAAUCAUUAAUAAGCAGCACAAACAUAUUGUGAAUGGAAUUGAUUACAUGCGUAAGGAAUUUACAAUACAUAUUUACAACAACUCAACAUGGGCAUACGACGUCUUCUAUAUUGUUGAAUGGAUAGAUUAUAGGAUUUACAUAGCAAUCAUUAAUGAUAGCAACUGUAAUAUAGUAUGGUCGAGUAAUCGUUCAGGUGACCGUUACAUGAAAAUUGUAAUCACAUUGAAUGUCGGAUGUACAACGAGAACAAUUGAUGGAACCUGUUUUUAUCAUACAAAACGGAAUGCUGGCACUCGUAAAAAGUACACUUCUUCAAGCCGGUUCCUCAAAACAACUACCGCAAUAUUCACGAUGAUAACAUGGAUGUUCUUAUUUGUGAAAAAAUGUAAGGACUUGCAUUUCAAACUACAAAUGCUUCUCAUUCUGUCCUUGUGCGUACCUAUCGUAUCUGCAGCCUACCAGAACAAUAAAUACAGUACCAACAUUAUCAAAACAAAAUAUGGGCCUCUGAGAGGUAUAGUGCUACACUCCAAUCCAAUUGUAGAAGCUUUCCUCGGAGUACCAUAUGCUUCACCACCAAUCGGGAGCUUACGCUACAUGCCUCCGGUAACACCAUCUACGUGGAAAACCACCAAAUUGGCCGAUAACUUUUCACCGGUAUGCCCCCAAGCUUUACCCAAACUGUACGGUUCAGACGGCCUUUUUGAACAUACUCGUGGGCGAUUGGCCCAUUUAAGACGUCUUCUGCCACUGUUGUCCAAUCAAUCUGAAGAUUGUUUGUACCUAAAUCUUUAUGUACCAAGAUCUGGUGAAUCCGUGGAACCUGAUGGAACAACCAAAGCAACAAUAGUGUACAUACACGGCGAAUCAUACGAAUGGAACUCAGGGAAUCCAUAUGACGGUUCCAUACUAGCAUCAACUGGCAAUGUGAUCCUUGUAACGAUAAAUUUUAGGCUAGGAGUAUUAGGUUUUUUGAAAACAGGAGCAAAAGGAAGUGCUCAAGGUAACUUCGGACUUAUGGAUUUAGUAGCAGCUCUGCACUGGCUACGAGAAAAUCUGUCAGCUUUUCAUGGCGAUCCAUCACGAAUCACACUGAUGGGUCACGGCACUGGAGCAUCAUUAGCAAACAUUUUAGUAGUUUCCCCUGUAGCUAGCGAUCUAAUUCAUCGAGUAAUUUUAUUAAGCGGAUCAGCACUGUCACCUUGGGCGAUUCAAAGGGAUCCAUUAGCAAUUAAACAAAUUGUUGCCAAUCAAACUAGGUGCAAACUUGACUUGUUGAUGGAUGAUUUAGCUCCGUGCCUGAGAACCAAAUCUGUCCCUGAGCUGCUCCGAAUCAUUCCACCCAAUCCAAGAUUUCUACCCGGAUAUGCCCCAUUUGUGGACGGUACCGUGAUUAUCAACCCAAGAACAGCGAACAUUCGCUUACCUACAUUACCACUAGGAUCAGCAAUUACAAGCACUAAUGGAAUCGAAUUCGCGAAUUUCCCAACAGCCGAAUUAUUAUUUGGAUUGACGUCUUAUGAAUCGUACAACGACCUUAGCGCUCAAGAUAUGGAAUUUGGCUUCAAUGAAACAAGACGAGAUCGAAUACUUCGCACGUACGUACGGAACGUGUUUCAUUUUCAUUUGAAAGAAAUUUAUUCAACACUACGGAAUGAGUAUACGGACUGGGAACACCCACCUCGAAAUCCGCUAGGACAUCGUGACACUAUCCUGGAACUAUUGAGUGAUGGUCACACAGCGGCGCCAUUAGUGCGUUUGGGCUACUUACACAGCUUGCUAGAAGGAAAAUCAUACUUUUUACACUUUAGACAUCAAUCCGAUGAACGUGACUUUCCUCAGCGUGGAGGUUCUGUCCGUGGCGAAGACGUGCCUUUCACUUUUGGACUUCCACUGUCGCCACUAUUUUCAUCAAACUAUUCACUGGAGGAUAAACAAAUAAGUCAAAUAUUAAUGCGAUAUCUGACCAAUUUUGCUAAAACAGGCAUGCCUAAUGGACUAAAUACGCAAAAUGUCAAUGACAUAUCUCAAGAUGACCAUGGAAGCACGAGAAACAUGCACAAUGGAAAAAAUCAUCAUCGCUACAAACGUUCGAAUUUUAAAUUCCCUUUUCGUGACGAACAAAUACCGCCUGGUUUCUUGAAUAACAAACUCUUGAAAAGUCUUUAUCAAAGUAACAUCAACACCAGCUACUUCGAUAAUGACAGCAACGAAGAAUUUAACAGCAAUAAGGACAACGACAGCUGGGGUGACACUAUAAACACUUUGGUAGAUGAUCCUGAGGAAAUUGAUGUCAUGCAUGAUAGUCCAGGUUAUGGGAGACGGGAAUCAUAUGAUGAAAAUGAUAGUGAUGAUAAUGAUAGCUAUGAUAGUAUGAACAGAGAAACUCUUCUCAACCUGGAAAAAUGGGAUAUGUAUGAUUCCAUCAACCAGAUUUACUUGGAGCUAGGUAAGUCUGGAUGCAGUGCAACGGCGCGGAGUCAUUACCGUGGGCACAAGCUGUCGAUGUGGUUAAGUCUCAUACCGCAGCUCCAUUCGUUUGACGAUGCUGCAUAUCUUCCAAUGCGGCACCACCAUUUUACCGAUGACAAGCCGGAGUACUAUGAUGGAAGGUUGAAAGAACCACGAAAUAUUACACUACCUAGGCUUAUCACAAUUGCGAAAACCACUACCAAGCCACAUAAGACUGAAACAAACGCUGUGCCAUUCGCACAAACCAUACCAACAGAAUGCCCACCAAAUAUGACUGUAAUGCCGCCAAUAGCAGCAACGUAUCCGCAGCGCAACCAGAUGGGGACAGCGGAUAAUAGCAAAGAACUAAUCAAUCAAUUGGCCAACUCACAGUACCAGAACUACUCGACAGCAUUUAACAUCACCAUUGGUGUGGGAUGUUUUCUACUUCUGCUAAAUGUAAUCAUUUUCUCUGCAAUUUACUACCAGAGAGAAAAACAUGCAAACCUCAAUAAACAAAAGGAUAACUCAUUGUCAGAGGAUUCCUUACACGAGGGAAUUUCUACCGCAGAAAGCCGAUUUGAGCAACAGAACGUUAUGAGAAAUUCAGAAAAUGAUUCCAUUGGUUCUAAAUCGAACUUGAAACUUCAAAGUGUAUCUGGUGUAGCCUCACUAAAUGAAUACAAUUGCUAUGAACAAGGUCCGGAUUCAAAGAAAAAAUGUAUAAUCGUUGACGUUUGUAGUUCAGAGCUUCCAUUAAAAGAAUAUCCCUACACUUCUCCAAGAGGAUCUACAACUGGCAGUAUACGUUGCUCAGUGACCCCAGAAACUUAUAAAAAAAUAUCACUCGAAAAUCUGGCAGCGGUUCCACAGGCGUAUUCAUCGCAACCAUCAUCGAUGUCAGAUUCAUCUUCACUUACAGUCAGUACGUAUCACCCUAUGCGGCAAAAUGCUUCAACAAUCACAGGCGACCAAUGUACCCAAUCUGAGCAAACGUGUCUACCGGAAACACAAGAAAUAGGCACCACUGUCAACGAAGUGGAUCUAGAAUAUAGCUCUAUGAUGAUGGAAACGUCACAAAUCAACCGUUCUGCAGGAUUUCAAGGAGGUAUUCUUCGGCAGCAAACUGGUUCCGUCAUUCAUGGAACUGCCAAAAAACGUGUUCAAAUACAGGAAAUAUCUGUAUAAUGUACAAAGCAGAUCGUUCUUCCGAAAAUUUCAAUAAUACGAUUUCUACGCAAGCAGCGUUAAUGUACUACAAUAAUCGACUAAUAAGUGUACAUAAUUGUAGUUUUUUUGGUACCUAUCGUAAGAAUUCACCAAUUAAACUGAAUAUUUGUGAAUAGAAAUGAAACACAGUG
This is a messenger RNA of Aedes albopictus (Asian tiger mosquito), 5219 nucleotides long. RefSeq lists its product as uncharacterized. Gene Ontology annotation, cellular component: postsynaptic membrane; synapse; plasma membrane. The transcript has 14 exons. Gene Ontology annotation, molecular function: neurexin family protein binding; signaling receptor activity. The record is from RefSeq and is a predicted model, not a curated record. Bases 742 to 5046 code for a protein of 1434 amino acids. Gene Ontology annotation, biological process: presynaptic membrane assembly; synaptic vesicle endocytosis; chemical synaptic transmission. Lineage: Eukaryota; Metazoa; Arthropoda; Insecta; Diptera; Culicidae.